AUGAGGCGAGGUCGCUCUCCAAACUCGCCCUCGCCCUAUAGGGCACUGGCCCAUCACCAGCAGGCCUCAAAUUCUGGAGCUUCGUCCGACUCUGUCUCUUUGAUCAGAUCCUUCAAUGUCGAGACAAACCCUACCCGACCCGUCCGACCUUCGCCGCUUACAACAUCUCUCAUUCGAGAUAUGCCACUGGAUUUGGUUGACCGGAUCAGAUCGUUCCCCCUUUUCAUGUCUGCUCCAGAGGAAUUCCUCGUUGCCAUCGGAAACCAUCUGAAGCCGCAGAUCCAAAGCCCCAAUGAUCACAUUGUGACAGAGGGCGACGAUGCGAAGGCAAUGUACUGGCUAGUUCGCGGCGUAGUUGCUGUGACGUCACGGGAUGGCGAGGCUGUGUACGCGGAGCUCAAGGCGGGAGCCUUUUUUGGUGAGAUUGGCGUCCUUAUGCAGAUGCCGCGCACGGCAACCAUUAUUGCCCGAACGAAAUGUCUCCUGCUGGUGUUGAAGAAGGAAGACUUGCAUACUGUUAUGCCAAAAUUUCCCGAGAUGGAGAAGGCUAUCCGGGAGGAGGCACAAGAACGACUGAAUCUUCUUAAAAAGAGAAGACAAGAGGGUGGCAAGUUGCUCAAGUCUCCCAAAGGAGAUUUCAGUGCCAGAGAAGCUGCCCCUGGCGAAGUAUCUACAGGGGAGAGGGGUGCUAUCAGGGACGGUGCCGUGGUCAAUUCCAAGAAGAGAAAGUCACCGAGCCCAGGGAUUAUCGAGGACCCUGCUGCUGGAAGCGCAAUUGGCAGUGGCCAAAUCAACAUUCGAACGACGCUUAAGGAGCUGCCGCUCUUCUCAACUCUUCCAGCCGACAUUCUGCACUUUCUUGGACUUAGUGCUCAACCAAAAACCUAUACGCCUUUCUCAGAUAUUGUCCGCCAGGGGCUUCCAGGCAAUGAGAUCUUCUUCAUCGUUCGUGGUGAAGCUGAAGUAAUCCACGACGAACCAAUUGUCAACGAGGGAUUCCAAGGCAAUACUCGAUUUCCCCAGAAGAGACCACGGUUGAAAGCAGGGCAAUACUUUGGAGAAGUUGCGAGUUUGGGCCUCUCUCGCGGUAGGACAGCCACGGUCCGGGCUAUCACGACUGUCGAGUGCAUCAUGAUCACCGGUGAUGUGCUUGAUGAAUUCUGGAGACGAUGUCCUCCAGAUAUCAAGUCGCAGGUUGAAGAGACAGCGCGCCUUCGAUAUCAGAAGCAAAGCGACGAUGUUGAUAUGGCUGACGCCGACGUCAGAGAAAAGGCCAACAAGUCUGAUCCGUCGACUCCUACCACGCCUACGCGAGCGACGUUGCCAGGGUUGACCUUCACUACACCGUCCAAGCCGACGUCCCCGGCGAAGGACGAUUCUGGCACUAUAGAACCUAAGGACCCUGAUCCGUUUUUGAGUGUCAACAUGGAGAAUAUUAGGAACCGCCGCCGUCACUCGUUGGCGCCUCCAAUUCCACCAACUGACAGUUCUGGAACUACCACUAAUGGAGUGAGAUCUGGUUCUCGCCUUUCAGAGGUGACACCAAUCAAGUUUGCGUUUACCGAGGCCAUGGAUAGCGACGAUGUUCCAGCGAAGAGAGUCAGGACGACCUUACCUCGGCGACCCCUUACGAUGAGCAAGCCUGUGCUUUCAGAUGAGAUCUUGAUCUACAUUUUCAAGCAUGUCGAUAUUGGGGAACUAUUCCGGCUACGACUUGUCAGCACCCAUUGGCGCAAGCUGCUGACAACUUCACCCAAAGUUUGUCAGAAUGUCGAUCUCUCGAUUUACAACCGCAGGGUUACCGAUGAACUCAUUGUGAAGGUGCUUGCUCCCUUCAUCGGUACCAGAGCUGUGACCAUUGAUCUCAAUAAUUGCUUCCAUAUAACUGAUGAGGGCUUUGGAGCUCUUUGGCGAAAGUGCGGCAAGAACGUCAAACGAUGGAAGAUGAAGUCGGUUUGGGAUGUUUCAGCAAACCAGAUUUUGGAGAUGAGUGAGAAUGCAAAGGGAUUGGAAGAGGUGGACUGGAGCAACUGUCGCAAGGUUGGCGACAACCUCCUAGGCCGCGUCGUAGGCUGGGUGGUACCUGAUCCGCCACCUUCUGCGAAGCCACCUCCAUCGAAGCAGGUAGUCAUCUCAAGCUCAACGGCUCGUUCGAGGAGCAAGGCACAACAACAGCAACAGAAGCAGGCCGCGCCUACGAUACUUCCACCGGGUACCGUGGUUGGCUGCCCGAAGUUGAAACGGCUCAACCUCUCGUACUGCAAACAUAUCACGGAUCGGUCAAUGGCUCAUCUCGCUGCCCAUGCAUCGAAUCGCAUCGAGUCCUUAUCUCUCACUCGAUGUACAUCGAUCACUGAUGCAGGGUUCCAAUCUUGGGCACCAUUCCGAUUCGAAAAGCUGUCUCGGCUUUGUUUGGCAGAUUGCACCUAUCUGUCGGACAAUGCGAUUGUUGCCCUAGUCAAUUCGGCUAAAAAUCUCACUCAUCUGGAUCUGUCGUUUUGUUGCGCCCUCUCUGAUACAGCAACUGAGGUGGUGGCUCUUCGUCUCCCUAAGCUGCGGGACCUGCGGCUAGCAUUUUGUGGAAGCGCAGUCAGUGAUGGAAGCUUGGAGAGCGUUGCACUUCAUCUGAACGAUCUUGAAGCUUUGAGUGUACGUGGUUGUGUGCGUGUUACAGGACGAGGAGUUGAGAAUGUCCUUAAUGGCUGCGGACGGCUCAACUUGAUGGACGUCAGUCAAUGUCGAAACUUGGAGUCUUGGCUGAGGGCUGGCAGCGUUGCAAACUGGGGCUUUGACGAUCGAGCUGGUCAGCGGCCAAGGGCGGGCGUCUCGAGCGAGAGUGGUGAGGGCGAAGAGGAAUUGCCUGCACCAAAGGCUAUGAGCGUCGCGAUGCUCACGUCGCAAAACUUUAUGCCGCGGUCGGCGUUCGGUUACAGGGCAAAGAGGGCUCGGCGACCUGGCCCUGCGCGCAUUGCGCAGCGGCUUCCUGUGCUCUCCAAAUCUGCCGCCGGCUUGAUUCGAAGCUUCCACGUCCCGGCAAAGCCGACCCCCAACUUCUUCACCUCCCGCAUCACAUCAGCGACCACACGCAAUGCUUUCCAGCGCGGCGGUCGCGCCGGAGGUCGAUCAUACUACCAGGAGUCUGCGCGAACUGCCGCUGCUCCCCAGACAACGACCCGAAGGCUUCUCGUUGGCGGUGCCAUCUUUGGUGGUACACUCGUCGCCGUGAAUGCCGUCUUCAACCGGGAGACUCGUGAGGAUGGCGGCAUGCCCGUCUACGAGCGCGAGUACCUCAACAACACCUUCCUGCAUACCGGACUCGGAAUUGGUAUCAUCGGCUUGACUGCCCGACAGAUGGUUCAGACCGGCUUUGUGUACCGAAUCAUGGUGACAAACCCUUGGGUUGUCGGUAUUGGUGGUCUUGCGCUCAGCUUUGCGACCAUGAUUGGCACCCGAUCUAUUAGCCCUGACAACUAUAUCCCCAAGUACGCCCUCUGGACCGCUUUCAACGCCACCCAGGCUGCCUUUGUCGCCCCUCUUCUCGCUUUCGUUCCCGGUGCCCUCAUCGCCCGUGCUGGCCUCUACACUGUUGCCAUGAUGGGUGGUAUCUCGAUUGUCGGUGCCACUGCUAAGCAGGAGAAGUACCUCUACAUUGGUGGACCUCUUCUGGCUGGCGCUGCCAUCGUCGCCGCCUCUGGUCUCGCCCCUCUGAUCAUCCCCGCCACCGCCGUCCGAACCCUUGCCUUCACUGAGAGCCUGUGGCUGUACGGUGGUCUCGCUGUCUUCGGUGGCUUCACCCUCUACGACGUCCAGAAGGUUCUGCACCACGCCCGUCUCGCUCAGGCUGGUGUGAUGCGCCGGGAUCCUGUCAACGAGAGCAUCUCCCUUGAGCUCGACUUCCUCAACAUCUUUAUCCGGAUGGUCCAGAUCCUGAUGAUGCAGCAGAACCGACGAAAGUAAGAGGUGGUAAUGGCUUGGGCUUUGCCUGGAUGGUGAUGACCGUGUAUUAUUUUUUGGCAAAAGGAUGGAUUGCUUGGCAAGAGGCUAAUGAACUCCUCUCUUGAUUUGGCCAGAAUGGCCAGUUGAUGGAAAUUCCCAUUUGUAGCUUAGGAACAGGAUUAUUGAAUCAAGAAAUUAGAGCAAUUGCUCCUCGGUGUGUU
This is a messenger RNA of Fusarium vanettenii 77-13-4, 4157 nucleotides long. RefSeq lists its product as uncharacterized. Gene Ontology annotation, molecular function: protein-containing complex binding; protein binding. The transcript has 3 exons. NCBI's taxonomy places the organism in Eukaryota, Fungi, Ascomycota, Sordariomycetes, Hypocreales, Nectriaceae. The coding region runs from base 1 to 3957 and encodes 1318 amino acids. The record is from RefSeq and is a predicted model, not a curated record.